Molecule: messenger RNA, 597 nt
Organism: Nerophis lumbriciformis (worm pipefish)
Lineage: Eukaryota; Metazoa; Chordata; Actinopteri; Syngnathiformes; Syngnathidae
Source: RefSeq, a predicted model, not a curated record
AUGUUCCGUAAGGUGAAAAAACGCCACAGCAGCAGCAGCUCUCAGAGCAGUGAAGUCAGCACCAAAAGUAAGUCCGUAGAUUCCAGCGUGGGAGGACUCUCCAGGUCCAGCACCGUCGCCAGCCUCGACACGGACUCUACCAAGAGUUCAGGAAACCAUGUAUCAGAAACAUGUGCAGAGUUCCGGGUAAAGUACGUGGGAUCCAUUGAGAGAUUACAGUUUGACAUGAGUAAGACGCUCAAGGAACCUCUUGACCUCAUCAACUACAUUGAUGCUGCCCAGCAAGAUGGAAAGCUGCCAUUUGUGCCAGGAGACGAGGAGUUGAUCCUGUUUGUAUCGAAACACGGAGUGAAAGUGGCCUCGCUGGACCAGUGUGAUGUUUUGCACCGCCACCCCCUCUACUUGAUUGUGCGUAUGUUGUGCUACGAUGACGGCCUGGGCGCAGGGAAGAACCUCCUGGCUCUCAAAACCACUGACCCCGACCAGGAGGGGUGCAGCAUUUGGGUGUACCAGUGCAGCAGUUCUGAGCAGGCUCAGUCCAUCUGCAAGGUGCUCUCCGCUUCCUUUGACUGUGCACUUGCAUCGGACAAGUCUUGA